AAAUCACAAAGACACUAUGAAAGGUGUAUAAGAGAAUGAUGCUUGACUGAAGAAAAGGCCGAAACGCAGUAAUGAUGUCUUUCAAUUUUACUCAACACAUUUUUGCUUUCUGGGCUCCUUUUUCUUUCGCUUCUCCUUUCCCCUUUCUCUUUGCACCGUAUACUCAAUUCUUUGUUGAAACACUGCUCAAGGAAAACAGAAAAAGAGGGUCUAGACUUCAAUACCCAACUUUCUUUUUUUUGUUAUGGAAAUGGCAAACAUUGUCCUUUAUAGAUUGCAAUUGAUUUCGUUACUGUUCCUAUUCCUGUUGCUAUGUCAAUAUACCCAUUCACAACCAUUGACGACGCAUUUCGAUUGCAAUCACCCAACCAACUAUUCCGACUUCAACGCUUUCGUGAUGAACAAUACUGCUAUAAUUAUUGGUGGUAGUAGCGAAAAUACUGUAGAAAUAUGGACAAAAGAUAUAAUGAAAGAAGGACUCAGUGUAAACAGAAACUGUUGGUCGAAAGCGCCUACUUCAUCAUCCAAUGCAAUUAUCCAAGCUUUUGAGCAUGGUGUUGGUUUUGCCCUAACAACUUCAUCUAUUGCGUUACAAGCAGGAGAUUAUGAUACCUGGGAAGCCAACAGUAAUAGCAGUUAUAGUAUUUACAACAUAAGUAAUAGUGACAAUAUCAGUGUUAAUGAUGCAAAUGUUCUCAAACCCACUUCAUUGAUGACUUAUGAUAUACUAUCAAAUGUAUGGACAACUCAUCCCAGUGUCCAGGGAGAUCAGCCUUCACCAAGAGCAAGAAUGUCAGUUACAGUUAAUUCGACUACUAAUAUAGCAUGGUUUUUUGGAGGACGAUCUACAGCUCCAGAUGGAACUUUGGUCGAUCGAUAUUCCAACUCGUUUUAUUCUUUUGAUAUCAAUAAAUAUGCAUGGGAUUGGCCAACGAUAAGAUACUCUGGAGGAUAUAGACCGGCUCGUUAUGGACACACUAGCAAUUUAAUAUCAGGAAGGAUCUUUGUGUUAGGUGGUAAAAUGGUUAUUCAUUCAACCGAUACGAAGCAGUGGGUCAUGACUUCAGCUGGUGAUUUUCAAAGUGUAUUGAUUUUUGAUACCGUGACGCAUCAGUCUAUCACUGCAGCCACAUUUGGUGAUGUUCCACCAGCGCGCUAUAGCUUUACUGCAGUAAAUGCUCCUGAUGGAAAAUCCAUCGUAUUAUUCGGUGGUCAAAACGUAAGCUCAGAGCAAACAUUUGACGCCAGCAACGAUAUUUACUUGUUGGAUACUUGUUCUUUAAAUUGGUCAAAACCGGAAAUUCAUGGGACACGUCCUCUUCCACGAGCGGGUCAUCAAGCGAUCCUCUACCAUAAUAAUCAAUAUAUGAUAAUCUUGAUGGGCAUGCAAAAUUACAUUCAGGGCAUCGGCCAGAUACAUACAGAUGAUAUUGCUAUAUUAGACAUGACGACGUGGACGUGGGUACCCUCAAUAGCUCCCAAUAUUACCAACGAGGACAAGGACGCGAACUCUCCACAGCAAGCGAAGUGUCGAUUCUCGUUUCCUGCGAUCGUGCCGGAUGACGAUGGCGAUAAUACAGGAGAUGAAAAUACGGCGACUACUUUACUGUCGAAUGAUAACGAUAGUUCCUCUUCACGUAUAAAAAAACUUGCUGUUGGUAUUACGUUUGGUGUACUGGGGUUCACUCUACUGACGACAGCCGUUAUUCUGUACAUUUUAAAGCUACGGAAAGAUGCUGAUCCAACGCGAAAUCCACGUUGGUUACCUCCAAAUAUGAUCUUUUUUGACAAAAGAUUAAAAAGGAAAAGUAGUAAUGAACAAGAAGAUGAACCUGAAGAGACACAGCCACAACCCAGAAUUAUCAAUAGUUAAAAGUAUGGUUCUAGUACCAGAACUUAGUGGUGCCAACCUUUAAUAACUCUUAUCUGAUUCCCCGACACUGUAAAUAGUUUCUCAUAAUAAUAUAUCCUUCCAUAAUGCAUACAUCUUUUUAAUAGAUAGUCAGUAAUAAUAGUAAACCGCUUUUGGAUUUUUUUUAAGAGUAUUCAUACUCAUUAUCAUCGACCUCAUUAUUAUUCUACUUAUCCAGUAAAGCAUCAAUCUUUUCG
Messenger RNA from Mycotypha africana, 2109 nucleotides. RefSeq lists its product as uncharacterized. Gene Ontology annotation, molecular function: protein binding. The transcript has 4 exons. Bases 245 to 1873 code for a protein of 542 amino acids. The record is from RefSeq and is a predicted model, not a curated record. Lineage: Eukaryota; Fungi; Mucoromycota; Mucoromycetes; Mucorales; Mycotyphaceae.